Paramecium sonneborni is the source of this 214-nucleotide messenger RNA. The record is from the annotation of a GenBank genome assembly. NCBI's taxonomy places the organism in Eukaryota, Ciliophora, Oligohymenophorea, Peniculida, Parameciidae.
AUGCAGUUUCAAGAACAUUGUUAUCAAUAUUUGUCAUAUUUAGAUUUACUUAUAUACAUUUAGAAAUAGUAUAUAUUAUGGUAUCAUUUGAUUUCAUAAUUGUUUUCUUAUGUUUUUAAAUUGAUAAGAGAAGCAAAUAAGAAUGCUUUUUAGCUAAAGAUUAUUGGUGGAGGUAAUUAUAUGAGUUCCUUAAUUAAUUAUAGAGCUCUGUUGA